Molecule: messenger RNA, 2254 nt
Organism: Manihot esculenta (cassava)
Lineage: Eukaryota; Viridiplantae; Streptophyta; Magnoliopsida; Malpighiales; Euphorbiaceae
Product: protein HOTHEAD
Exons: 6
Coding region: 249-2057 (602 amino acids)
Molecular function (GO): flavin adenine dinucleotide binding; oxidoreductase activity, acting on CH-OH group of donors
Source: RefSeq, a predicted model, not a curated record
UUCUUUAUAAUUUUUAUUUUUUUUCUGUUUAUGCAAUUGUUUACUAACCAUUCUUUCUUUCUUUCUUUUUUUUUUUUUUAAAAAAAAAGAAAAGAUUAUGGUAUUUUGAUCUGCUAAGUGUAAGUAUAUAUAAGUGUGUAAAAACACACAAAACAAGACCAACCAGAGGCAGCCACAUAGAGGUAGAAACUAGAAAGAAAGAAGCUUCUCCUGUUGAGUUUUGAAGUAGCCAGCUUUGUCUGCCUUCAAUGGCGUCUGUUGGGACACUGAAGCUCUCUCUUCUUUGCUUGCUUUUCUUCGUUUCAACUCUCUCUUCUUCUCAAGGGAAGAAGAAUUUGUAUCCAUUUAUAAAGAAAGCAAGCAGUUUCAUCUCCUCCUCAUCAUUCUCAUCAAGUGGUGCUAAAGAGAGUGCCUAUGAUUAUAUAAUAGUUGGAGGUGGAACAGCUGGGUGUCCUUUGGCUGCAACAUUGUCCCAAAAUUUCAAGGUGCUGUUGCUUGAAAGAGGAGGUGUUCCUUUCACAAAUCCAAAUGUUUCCUUCUUAAGCAAUUUCCAUAUUACUCUUGCUGAUACUUCUCCAACUUCUGCUUCCCAAUGCUUCAUUUCAACUGAUGGAGUCCUCAAUGCUAGGGCUAGGGUUUUGGGUGGUGGUACUAGCAUCAAUGCUGGAUUCUACAGUAGAGCAAGCACAAGGUUUAUAAAGAAAGUAGGAUGGGAUGAAAGAUUGGUGAAUGAGUCAUAUCCUUGGAUUGAGAAGCAAAUUGUUCACAGCCCCAGUGUUGCCCCAUGGCAGGUUGCUCUAAGGGACAGUCUAUUGGAUGUUGGGGUCUCACCUUUUAAUGGAUUCACUUAUGAUCACAUCUAUGGAACCAAGAUUGGUGGCACCAUCUUUGACCGGUUUGGCCGCCGGCACACCGCAGCGGAGCUGCUUGCCUCCGGUAACCCUCAGAUGCUUACUGUCUUGGUACAUGCCACAGUCCAAAAAGUUCUUUUUGAAACAUCAGAUACAGGGAAGACUCCAAAGGCAAAGGGAGUCAUAUUCAAAGAUGAAAAUGGGAAGCAACAUCAAGCAUUUCUUGCAAAUAAUCCUAGGAGUGAGAUAAUAUUGUCCUGUGGAGCCAUUGGCACACCUCAGAUGCUGCUGCUAAGUGGUAUUGGCCCAAGAGCUGAACUUGAAAAGAUGAGAAUUCCACUAGUACUUGACAAUGAAUUUGUUGGGAAAGAAAUGGUUGAUAAUCCUAUGAACACCAUUUUUGUACCAUCUAAAAGACCAGUUCAUCAAUCCUUAAUACAAACUGUUGGGAUUACACAGCUGGGUGUUUAUAUUGAAUCUAGCAGUGGAUUUGGACAGUCCAACGAUAGCAUUCAUUGUCACCAUGGAAUCAUGUCUGCUGAGAUAGGACAGCUAUCUACCAUUCCUCCAAAGCAAAGAACACCAGAUGCCAUUCAAGCCUACGUUAAAAGAAAGAAGGACCUGCCUCGUGAAGCAUUUCAGGGAGGCUUCAUUCUUGAAAAGCUUGCCAACCCCCUUUCAACGGGGAACCUUAGCUUGAUCAGCACAAAUGUUGAUGAUAAUCCUUCUGUCACCUUCAACUAUUUCAAACAUCCCAAAGAUCUACAGCAAUGUGUUUAUGGUAUCAGAAUGGCUGCAAAGGUUGUUCAAUCAGAAUACUUCACAAACUUCACACAAUGUGAUAAGCAGACUCUGGAGAAGAUUCUUAACAUGAGUGUUAUUGCUAAUGUAAACCUCAUACCUAAGCAUUUGAAUGACACCAAGUCUCUAGAGCAGUUCUGCAAAGAUACAGUGAUCACAAUCUGGCAUUAUCAUGGCGGGUGUCAUGUAGGUAAAGUGGUGAACCCUGACUACAGAGUUAUUGGUGUUGAAAGGCUUCGGAUCGUCGAUGGUUCCACGCUCGAUGAAUCCCCUGGCACUAACCCUCAAGCCACAGUCUUGAUGAUGGGCAGGUACAUGGGACUGAAGAUUUUGAGAGAUAGACUAGGAAAGGCAGCUGGUGUUUCGGGACCAAAGAUCAACCAGAGACAAUGGGAUUUCAAGUAGUGGCAAUAUCUGUAUUCCUAGAAAAGCAGCUUUGUAGUAUGUAUGAAAUAUGUCUUGCCUUGGGAAAGCAAAUGAGACACAACUCGUUAUAAUUUUUUUAUCCUAGGGAAUUAACUACAUGAUUUUGCAAUUGUAAUGAACAAAAAAAGGUGGCUUUGGUUUAAAUAAUUUAUACUUGUUAACUUUUCUAGUAUUAA